This is a messenger RNA of Oncorhynchus mykiss (rainbow trout), 2273 nucleotides long. RefSeq lists its product as uncharacterized. Gene Ontology annotation, molecular function: DNA-binding transcription factor activity, RNA polymerase II-specific; RNA polymerase II cis-regulatory region sequence-specific DNA binding. Gene Ontology annotation, biological process: regulation of DNA-templated transcription. Lineage: Eukaryota; Metazoa; Chordata; Actinopteri; Salmoniformes; Salmonidae. The record is from RefSeq and is a predicted model, not a curated record.
CAUAAACAGCUCGUCAACCACCUCGGUAGCUUGCUAGCCAACAUAGCCGAAAGAUUCCAGCUGUUUAUACGCUUUCGGCGUAUAUUAGCUAAUAUGUUUUAGACACACUUCUAUCGUAUCUACUUGUUAACCUAUUUAAUUUAAUAUUACGUAUUUUUUUAUUAGUCAGCUAUAGUAGCUGGCUGUGUAAGUUAGCACUAGCAUGGUCACUAAUGAUAGCUAGCUAGCUAGCUAGCUAACUAACAUCUCCGAACAUGAGCUCCCUAAACUUCUCCCCUCCUGUUAAAGAAGAGGAAGUCUGCUGGACGGAGGAAGAGGGUCUGUGGCUGAACGUUGUCGUGAAAGAGGAGGAAGAGGAUGUCAAAAUACAAAAACAAGUGGAGGGUGAGGCUGUUACAGUGAAAGAAGAAGAGAAAGACUCGUUCGGAGUCAAAGAGGAGGUUGUUACAGUAAAAGAAGAGGAGGAUGCAGUUUUUGGAGUGAAGAAGGAAGGGGAGAUUACUGUCACAUUGAAAGAUGAAGAAGAGGAGAUAGGAUAUCUGAUUAACACCAGAGAGAGACCAGACUCUCACUAUGACAGCAGGAAGAGUCCUUCAGGGAAACCAGACCCAGAGACACCCAAACCAGCGAGACAACACCACUGCUCCCAUUGUGAAAAGAGUUUGCUGGUUAGGGAACCUAAAACGCCAUGAGAGGAUACACACAGGAGAAAAGCCAUACCACCGCUUCCAAUGUGAAAAGAGAUUUUCCAGAUCAGGGGACUUAAAACCUCAUGAGUGAAUUAGUGAAUAGACACAGAGCUUAAUGAAAGAGGCGUGACUAUCUUGGAUCCUCUGGGGAGCCUCAACAACCUCAUGAUGCUGACGAGGCAGAGAAAGGUCUCUCCAGAUCUGAACUCCUCAAGAAGCACCAGCAGAGACCCACAGGGAAAAAAUCUCACUGCUGCUCUGACUGUGGGAAGAGAUUCACCUCCUCAGCAGGCAUUACAAUUCAUCAAAGAAUCCACACAGGAGAGAAACCUUAUAGCUGUGAUCAAUGUGGGAAGAGAUAUCUUACAUGUAGCAGUCUAACUAAACACCAGAGAACACACACAGGAGAGAAACUUUUUAGCUGCUCUGACUGUGGAAAGAGUUUUGUUUCUUCAGGAUGUUUAGAAUCACACCAGAGAACACACACAGGAGAGAAACCUUAUAGAUGUGAUCAAUGUGGGAAGAGUUUUGUUACUUCUAGCAGUCUGACUAAACACCAGAGAACACACACAGGAGAGAAACCGUAUAACUGUAAACAAUGUGGGAAGACUUUUAGUCAGUCAUUCAGCCUGAUAUCACACCAGAGAACACACACAGGAGUGAAACCUUAUAGCUGUGAUCAAUGUGGGAAGAGUUUUGUUACUUCUAGCAGUCUGACUAUACACCAGAGAACACACACAGGAGAGAAACCUUAUAGCUGUGAUCAAUGUGACAAGAGAUACUCUAGCAAAAGAUCUCUGAUCAAACAUCAGAAAAAACAUACAUGAAAGAGUUGUUUCACGAUAUCAAUUAAAUAAAAUCUCAAAAUGUAGAAUGUUUUAACAUUGUAGUAGGAGUAUUUUAAUGAAGUCACAAUGUAGAACCCUAAACGUUUGCCCCCUGUUCAAUUGAUUUCAGCGUGAUAUGGAUAUUAGCCUCGGGAGAAAUCCAGGCUCUGAAAUGGAAGAGUACUAUUUAUGUGGUCUAACAAAAAGUGACUAACAAAAAAAGAGUUGUGUUGCACUUACCGUGUUGGCGACCCACUUGAAUCAAUAUGUAGCUAGCUGUUUUCUACAAGUUGUCUUCUAACCAGUGAUGUACACAUUAUUCCCAGAUUCUGUGUGGUUUUUGAGCUGUUAGUUUGAUGAGUGAUGACAAAUAAGUGUUCCAUUUCUCCAAAAUGUAGCUGACUGUCUUCUGCAGGUUGUCCUCUAACCAGUGAGGUAACAGAUAUCUCCCAUUUCCAUUUGUUUUUUUAGCUGUGUUAGUUUCAACAGCACGUACAACCUGAUUUCCCCCCUAAUCGAAAUCAGGGAUUUAUUGCUACUCGUCAAAACAACAGUGUUUCUGGUGCUUGUGCAGUUUAUAAGGUGCUUGUUUAAAAAAUACAAGUAAUAUGAUUAUUGUGGCAGAUGUUUGUUUAUAUUGUACAUGUUAUGUUUUCAAUAUAUCACAACCUGUUUCUGCAUAUUGGUUAUUGAUUUGGACACGUUAAAACUGUGUUUUGACAUUGGGGCUAUCCCACCAAAAUAGCAAAAUGUUGUU